AUGAAUCACGGGUCCUACAUUGGGCCUGUAGAGGAUCGCCCAGUGCAAGGCAAGGGUCGCGGUCUCUUCACAACCAAGCCCCUCAAGGUCGGCGAUUUGGUGCUGUGUGAGAAGGCCUUCAGCCACGCUCAUCUUGACGAUGGACAGAAAGGCAACUCAAGCAUCACCCGCUUGGUCAAUGUCGAGUCGGGUUUGGACGCCACAGGCGUCAGGGCUGACCUUAUCCGACUGAUCGCGCAGAAGCUAUCAAAGAACCCCUCCCUGGCUCCGGAUUUCACUACACUGUAUCAUGGAAAUUACCAAGCGGUCGCCACACAGCGCGUAGAUGAACAGCCGGUAGUCGACACGUAA
This is a messenger RNA of Alternaria infectoria, 351 nucleotides long. RefSeq lists its product as uncharacterized. The transcript is spliced from 2 exons. Lineage: Eukaryota; Fungi; Ascomycota; Dothideomycetes; Pleosporales; Pleosporaceae. The record is from RefSeq and is a predicted model, not a curated record. The coding region runs from base 1 to 351 and encodes 116 amino acids.